Molecule: messenger RNA, 762 nt
Organism: Dentiscutata erythropus
Lineage: Eukaryota; Fungi; Glomeromycota; Glomeromycetes; Diversisporales; Gigasporaceae
Source: the annotation of a GenBank genome assembly
AUGUCAACAGAAUAUUCUGUAUAUUUUGCAGAACUAGACUAUGCUCUUAUCUUAUAUUUUAUCCUAACCUUAUUAUUAAUCUUGGUUCACUCUCAAGAUUCUCAAGAUACUCAAGAUGUUCUUGAUUUUUUUUUAAACAACUGUCCUACAAGCUAUCUUCUCCGUUCAGACAAUUCAGACAUUAUUGAUUCAAAUUUUGUUGAAUCCUGUUCGGUUUCUCCAUUAAAUGAUAAAACAGAAAUCGACAAUCUCACACGGUUUAUUACUUACUCUGCUGCUGCUUAUUGCACAAAUUCUAAAACGUGGAGUUGUGGGAAAUUUUGUGAUGAUAUUCCACAAACCACUGUUAUAAAAGAUAUCGUACCUUCCUUGGUUGGAUUUUCCUUUGAUGGCAAUGAGAUUGUUGUCGCUUUUAGAGGAACCAAAUCCACUUUUGAUAAAAUAAUAGAUGCAUUAAUGUUUCAAAUACCAUAUUAUCCUUCAUUCUCUACUGAUAUUUCAGAGGUUAUAUCAGAUUGUUCGAGUUCAUCUAAUUGUGAUGAUGAUGAAGAUUGUUUAAGUCCAUCAUCUACCUGUGAAAAUAAACAUGGAGAUAGGCUUAAUUCCUGUUUAACAGGUGAUUUACCAUGUGUACAUUUUGGUUUUUACACUUAUUACCUACUUGUUCAAGACGAGAUAAAAAAUGAAAUCUCUGAUUUAAUUAAAAAGUAUCCUAAUUAUGAUGUCAUUGUAACUGGACAUAGUCUUGGAGAAGGUCUGUAA